GGCCUGGGCUAUAACCGCGAAAAUCGAAGUUCGUCAAUUGCCGCCAUUUUUCUCUGUCACUGUAAUUACGUCUUAGUGAGAGUAAGAGAGAAAGAUCCCCGCAAUUUGCGAAUUUCGACUUUCGCGGUAGGCCCCCUGACUCUAUUACUUUUACAAAUAAAGAUGUUAUCGCCUAAGUUUACUUUAAAAAUUAUCUGCCGGCUCUGCCGCACACUAAUUGUUUUUCAUAAAGAGAUUUUUUGUGAAGCUAAUAGCUACCUAGGUAAUAAGCGAAUUGUAAAUCCUUUGACCCAUGGUGUGGUUUUAUCCGUAACUGUUGUGACUUACUGUAUUUUAUAUAGUGUAAGUGAAAUUUAGAGAUUUCUAAAAAUUACCUGGCAACAUUAAAACAAGCUUGCAUUGUUUUGUUUAUCGAAGACGUCAAGUUUUUUAAAAUGUGUUGGGAAGGAAACCGUUUACGAGUAAAUUGCGAUGGUUUGGUUGUAUGUUAAAAUUUGUUCUGGGCGAUAUAUUAGAAAGCGUUUAUUGAAAUAAUGGAAGAUGAAGCUGCUAGUGGAAGUAACGCAGGUUUAUCGAAAUUGUUAAACGAUUCGGACGAAAAACCACGAUCGGCUGUGAACUCAGUGGUUCUUGACUAUUACAAAAAAUUUGGAAGGAAAAGGGAUUUAGAGCAGUAUUUUUCUUUAUCAACGGCACAGAGUGAUAUUAGAGAUCCGAGGAGUUUUUUUUGGCGAAGGAUGAAGGAGCAAAGUGAUACUUCGGACUCGGGUGAAAAAAAGAGUGAAUCUUCAAACGAAAUUUGCAGGAUUUCGAUUAAAUGCUCCAUCCCAGAGAGAUCUGAAACGGAGAGACGGGUAUCACCAUCGAAUGAUGAGUCGGAGUCCCCACCGAUCAUCACUGAUGUCUUACCAGCCGCUUCACUUUCUGGAGAUGAAUCUGUUGAUGACAAUCAUUCACAAAAAUCUGCUGAUGCAACUUUAGACACCUCCAUGAACAAGCCAUUAUCACCAACAAGUAGUAUAACCUCACAGCGGAAGCUAGAGUGGGAUUCUUUGGCAGACGUUGGUUAUGGUAAUGAAAGUGACAAGAAAACCUCUGCUUCAAGUCUAAGCACCCUGGAAAGAGAAGUUCUGGCACAGAAACAACACUUUACUCUUGAUUAUAAACAAAAUAGUGACUUAGGAAUCCCUACCGCCCAUUCCACUCCAGUAGACCCAAAUGACAGUAACCCUAAAGCCAAAAAGGGACUGGGAAAGAAAACAAUAUCAAUUUCAAGAAAAGAUGUUGAUUUGGUUGAAGUAAAUGUACCACGCAAUAUGGAAAAUGUUCAACCAAUCAAUGUUAACUUGACAAAACAAUUUUCUGUCAAUUUGCAAAAAGAUGGUGGCAUGACUAUUGACAAUGUGAAAAAAGAUAUUUCUAUUUCACCAGAAAAAAAAAUUGAUACUGAAAUAAACACAGGAGUAAAGUUUGAUAAAGAAAUACAAACAUCUUUACUGAGAUCCAAAGAAAAAGAUAAAAGCUCUACUGAUUGUUUAGAGAGAGCUUCUACUUCUGCACCUAAAAUUCCGAUUAUGAUAGGCUUAAACACACUGCGACGGAAGCAAAGGCGGAAAAAAAUAAGGAAGUCAAAGACAAAACUGAAAAGUAAACAGAAACUUAUUAGAAGAAAACAAGUCUUAGCUGAGAAAGACAAAAGUGGUGAACAAGUAUCAGAAGCUGAAAGUUUUGAAUACAUGCCAGGGCACAUGUAUAAUCAAAAUCAAUUAAAAAAACAAGAUUCAAAUAGAUCUAUCAAUAACAAUAAUGUGGGCAACAAAUCAAGCCUUGAAUCAAGUGCGGUUCAUACUACGGAUUCAAGCAAAGAAUCAAAAUAUUCUUUUAGCAAAGACCUUGAUAAGACUUUAAAUGUUCUCAAAUCAACAUUGAAAGAUAAAUAUGAUUCUAACUUAAAAAAGAAGCUUGUGACAGAAAUAAUUCAUAGACUUCUAAAAUCAAACUAUGGAGAGGGUGAAACUACACCUGAAUUUUUAUCUGUUUUGAGUUUGACUAAUAAAAAAUCUCCAACAACCAGUACUUCAGAAGGAGAUAACACUGAAGGAAAACUAGUACAAUCAAAUCCCAAAAAAUCAAUACUUAGAUCAAGUAAAUUUGAUCCUCGAAAUGUAGCUUCCACUUCGCAAAGCGCACCUAACUUACCAUCUGUAGUAGAAAGUGACAAACCUGUAACAUCAUAUUUAUCAAAAAUAGUGUCUUCAACUACUACUGACACUGACUUAUCUAACAAUUCAGCAAAAGAAGGAACAUCCUCUGAUACGGUAUUUGCUAAAACAUCAUCACAAGAACUUUAUAAAAAAUAUAUUAGUGCUCUUAAAAAAGAAGAGGCAUAUAAACAGCAUUUGCGUGAUAAAGAAUUGUUUUUGAAACAAAAACUUGUUAGAACAGAACCUGUGAAAAAAGUGCCGGCGCGCCUUGAUAUAAACAAGAAUAGUAAUUUAAAGGACCUGAUUAAAGAUCUCACUAGAAACAACUAUGAUGAUGGUUCAGGUGAUGCAAGUAUACUAGAAGGAGGGAGUUCAAAUUUCGAUAUUGUUAGACAACGAGUCCUUAGAAAACACCGAAGUCAUUCUGUAUUUACUUUGUCUUCUGGUAAUUCUGAUAUGCAAGACCGGACAACUAAUGCCAAAAUUAGAUUGCAGAAAAAUAAUGUGAAUUCACCAAGAGCAGAACCUAAUAACUGGGAUAGAAACUUAGCUGGUUCUUGCAAUAGACCUGCUGUAACAGACAGUUCAGUUCAAGUAAAUAUGAAUGUUCAUGAUAAACCAAUGUCAUGUAAUCCACCUAAAGUAGCUGAAGAAGAAAAAUAUGUUUGUUUAUGCACUGAAAGGACACGAACUUGUCACCACAGUCCUGAUGAAGUUGAGGUAUAUAAGUGCCCUAUCUCAAAGCCAGUAAUGUCUAAAAUUUGUGUAACUAAUCAACAAUUGUGUGGAGUUCAUUCUGCUAGUUCAUCAUUAAAAGAUGAUAUAAAUAGUAAGUCUUGUAGUAAACAUCCAAGAAAAGAUAAACCCAUAGCUGAAUGCACAAGAUGUUUACAAACUAAACUUAGUGUCCAUCCGAAAAUUUCUGACCCCUCAGAGUCAGAUUUAAAUAUCAUAGAUAGUGCAGAAUGUGUUAAACUGAUUAAUGAGCUAUAUAGGAAAGUUUCAAAGACUAGUUCAGAAUGUCGAUGUUCAACUGAAAAAGACUGCAAUUCAUAUACAUGCAAAUCGUCGAAGGAUAACAUGCGUUGCAAUGAUAGAGGUGAACAAGAUAAUCUUAUUGAAGAGUUAAACCAAAUAACGCCUUUGAUAGAUCAGAAACCUAUAGAAGAGAAUGUUAUUCAAGGUUGUGUUGGUUGCCACAAAACGUUUACAAAUCAGCCUGAAAAUAUUGCAGAUAAUAUAGUAAUUCCUAUACAAGGAACUAAUAUGACGCUGAAAUUGAGCAUAGGUGGAAAGGCACUAAAAGUUCAAAAUGAAGAAAUACCAAAAGCCAGAGUGGACAUUUUUGGUAAUGUAAACACGCUUGAUAGAGAAAUGAUCACAGAUAAAAUAAAACCCAAUUUAAAGGGUAUGUCUACUUUAGCUGAGAAUUCUGAACCUUUCCUGGCUAAUACUUCCAACAUGGUAUAUAAACCCAAACAGGGUUUUAAAACCAACCAAGAAAAAGUAUUUUCAUCCCAAGAACCUACACAUAGCAAGUGUAAUACUGAAAAAGAAGAUGAGAUACAGAGAAAAAAUAAUUAUGGUAUUUUAACUGAUUCCGGGCUUGCUGGUCGCAGUACUUACCCAAAGAAGGUUCAAAUCAAUGAAAAGAAACCUCUAUUACGUUCUAACACUGACACAGGGCAUCUAGGAGCAAGUUACGGUAUUCAAACAGAAUCCAUUUUCACCAAGGACAAAGAAACUCAUCCUUAUUUUAAGACUCAAAGGAAUCAAGAUAUUGAAUCAAAAUCCAUGGGUGAUGGUGGAUCGCAACCACAAUCGAUGAAGAGCACACCCAGUCAAAAUAGUGUAUCUGAAAGCUCAAAAUCCAGCACUGGAGAAAGGUUUCAUAGUUUUAAUACUUCUAAAAAUAAAUAUUCAGCUGAAUGGCAGAAGUUAAAGGAGCAAAAGGGCUACGAUACUAUGACCGACGAAGGAAAGCCCAGAGAUCUUAUCUUAGAGGCUAUUAAGGAUAUUACUAAACGGUAUUCGAAAAGCGAUACGGAUAAGCGUAAUAAGAAGAAAUGUUUUAAAGAAAUCAUAAGUGCAUUAAGUUAUCUUUUGGAUACUGAUGAAAGUGGUGAUGGGGACCAAGAAUUUUCACAAAGCUCUAAGGGAGUUCAUUGUUCAAAGGAACAAAGUUCCCAGUUUGAGAGUGCUAACGAUUUUCGUAAAGAUGCAGAGGGAAACAAGGAAAAAGGUGGUAAUAUCCCGGUUUUAACUGCAAAUGCAUUUCCGCAAAAAAGCAAUACUUAUGAGAGAACUAUGAAAACAGAGUGUUCAAGCCGCGAGAGUAGACAAAGGAGACGUUUUAGCGAGGCUAAUGGAAUCGCCAACCCAGAUAGUGUAUUUCGUAAAAUAGAGAAAGCACCCGUUAAGUUUACCUGCGACAAAGGAUGUGGCUGUGACGGUACCUCUGAAUGCAAUGACUGCACUGGGCCAUCUUUAAAAACGCAUCCGGGUAAUGGUGGUGGAAAAUCUCCGAGGUCAGGAAAGAAUCCAAAAAUUGAAGUAAACGAAAAAAAUGCGCCCUGCUUUACAGUAGCUCAACCAAAGAAUUCUGGUCAAGAAGCCUAUACUGUAGAGGCCACCCAAAAAUCUGUCGAGAAGAAAUCUUGUGCAUAUGAUUCUUUGAAAUCCACAAAAGAGAGUGGUAAUUCACCAAAUAAUGUAACAACGUGUGAUAUGGGUUGUGGGUGUGAUGGAUUCUCAGAAUGCAAAGAUUGUGAAGAUCCUGACUCACGUCAACAUGGCGGCAGCAGUCGAAGUGACAAAGAAUCUGCGAGACCUAAAAAGCAUGAAUCUAGGGGUAAUUCACCAACGAAAAAUACUUGCGAUAAAGGUUGCGGUUGCGAUGGUUCUUCGGAUUGUAAAGAUUGUAUGGAGCCCCAUUCUCCAAAACGCAAAAGCUCACGCAGAGAGUCAGAAAAAAUUAAAAACCUUCAAGUACUAUGCGGUUCACCAAAGAAAAUGAAAAGAACGUGCGAUAAAAGUAGUGGAUGCGAUAUUUCGUCAGAGUGCAAUGACUGUAAUUGUGAUUCUCCAAAAUCUCCACCUGGAGAAUGUGGAAAAGAAUCCAGAAAGCCUAGAAAAGUAGAUAGAUGUACAUCACCUAAGAAAACAGUCACUUGUGAUAAAGGGUGUGGUGGUGAUGGCUCACCAGAGUGCAGUGAAUGUGUUAAAUCCCAAUCCUCAAGAUAUGGGAUUGGAAAAUGUAGAGAAGCAUCUGUGAAGCCUAAAAAACAAGAGAGAUGCACUUCACCAAAGAAAACGGAAACUUGUGACAAGGGGUGUGGAUGUGAUGGCUUAUCAGACUGCAGCGAAUGUGUCGAAUCCAACUCUUUGAAAUGUAGAACUGACGGUAGAGACAGGAAACCUAAGAAACAAAAUAGAAGCACUUCACCUCGUAAACCAGAAGCCAUUGACAAACGUUGCAUGUAUAGUAGUUUAUCAGAGCGCGAAGAUUUAUCAAAACCUAAACAACAAAUCAGAUAUAACUCACCCAAAAAACUACGAACUACGUGCGAUAGAAGUUGCGGCUGCGUUGGUACUUCAGAAUGCAAGGAAUGCAGUCAUAAAACUGGUACAUGUGACAAAGAAAGGAACAAAAGACAAGACGCGAAGAAAUUCGUAAAUAAAUGCGUUCAGUCCACCGUAAGACGAGUGAAAUCUUUAUACUCUCAUCACUGUGAUGAUUCCUCAGAUAUUCCCGUUUCUACAGACCCACCGUGUUGUUCUACUGACUCUCCUACGACUAAGCUUGUACAUAAGAUUAAAAAGGAAUGCGAGAAAUAUCAAAAGCGUUGCAAAGCUUGUAAGAAAUGUCAAGCGUCCAGCACAACAACGGUAAGUUGCGAUCAUUGUAGACGUGCGGAGAAGUCCCACUACAGACAUCAUAGAUGCAGAUGUCAUAGAAGUAAAUCCACGGAAAAAAUUAAAAAGAAAUGUGUCGCAUACAAUUUAAUUGUUCAAACGUCAGAUAGUUUAAUAAGUGAGGAAGCAGUUUUUGAACGAUAUCGCCCAUUGCAGAAUGUUAUAGUGAGAGUCCCCAAAUAUAAGCAAGCGAACGUGCCUUUCAAAGAAGCUUGUGCUAAAAUAGAACAAAAGAUGCCGUAUUGUGAUACACGCUUUGAACCUAAAGGCAGGUCUCAAAGUUGGCCCAAUGAGUGCGGAAUUUCUAGCACGGAUGACGUCAAAAUAGCUAAUGCGUGUACUGUCAGGGAUUACUUGGAAAGAAAUCGACCUGACUUUGUUGACAGAUGCGAAACCCGUCAAAAUUGCAUCAGAAUGACAAGCGAGUCUAGAGCAAAGGAACGCUCAGAACUGCGAGAACAAUUGGUGGGACUGGGGUCCUUGCCAACAUUGAACGAUGAAGAGUUAAUAUAUCUAGCGAAGCAACUUGGCUUAAGACGUACACGACCACUGCAACAGAAAAUUAUCAGCGAACGAGAUAUGAAGAAACAUUCUGAGAAGAUAUACAAAUCGCUGCCUGAAGUAGUACAAAAAAAAGAAGAGGCUAAAAAGGAGAAUAUUAAGAAGACUAACUUGCUGAUGGCGAAUAUUUUUAAAAAGGUGUCCAUGGGCGGCGCUAAUCGCUUACCAUCAGAAUCUACAAAAGAAAGCACUGAGCGGUGAUGUAAACAUAUCGAACUACAGCCAAGUUGUGAAAAUUUGACACAUGCUAAGUAAGAUUAUUGUUAUAUUUCAAUGAGUUUACUAAAGCGUUUAAAAAGUAAUAAGUAAAUAUUUGUCGUUUUUAUGACGUGUAUUUUAUACUACGUGUUAGAUUGGUUCUAUUUUUGAUGUUUUGACAAAUAAAUUUAUUUCAUGAGA
Cydia pomonella (codling moth) is the source of this 7079-nucleotide messenger RNA. RefSeq lists its product as uncharacterized. The record is from RefSeq and is a predicted model, not a curated record. Bases 534 to 6881 code for a protein of 2115 amino acids. Lineage: Eukaryota; Metazoa; Arthropoda; Insecta; Lepidoptera; Tortricidae. The transcript is spliced from 7 exons.